AUGCACAUUCCAACUUCCCGCUUCGGCUCUGACCCCUACCCUUCUGAUACAAGAGAUGAUAAUGGCGGAGGUGGCGGCUCUCAACUUCGACAAUGGUCCUCAUUCAUUGGCAUAGUCACUGCAAUUGUGGGCAAUUUACUCAUUUCCUUCGCUCUGAACACCCAGAGAUAUGCACAUAUCCGCAUAGAUCGCGAACAUAAAGAAUGGAGGAAAAAUUCCACGCGUGGCAGACUAUCCCCUGGUUAUGGGACUACACAGCAAGAAGAAAUUGCCGAGGAACGGAGUCGCACCAAUCUCGGUCGGAAAUCAAGCAAUGGACCACGGGAUUCAUCCUUACCACAGGGGUACGAACCCCGAAACUUUGGGAAUGGUGAUGCAAAGGACGAAGAUGAUGAGCAUGGAAGACAGUCAUAUCUCAAGUCACCUUACUGGUGGUUAGGUCUGAUUCUCAUGAUCAUUGGUGAAACUGGCAAUUUUCUCGCUUAUGGCUUCGCACCUGCCUCGAUUGUGAGUCCUCUGGGUGUGGUGGCACUGAUAUCAAACUGCUUGAUCGCACCCUUGAUGCUUAAGGAGCAUUUCAGAAAGCGAGAUUUCGGAGGAGUUCUUGUUGCUAUUGCUGGUGCCGUCGUGGUCGUUCUAUCUGCCAGCAGUAAUGAGCAGAAAAUAGGCCCGGGUGAACUGUGGAAGACCGUCAAGCGAUGGGAAUUCCUUCUAUAUGUCGUGCUCACCUGUCUGCUCAUCGCCGGUCUGCUGUGGGCUAGUCCACGAUAUGGGCGAAGAACUAUUCUUGUUGACCUAGGGUUGGUUGGUCUGUUCGGCGGAUAUACAGCGUUGUCGACGAAAGGUGUGGCAUCUUUGCUGUCAACGUCCCUGUACAAAGCGUUCACAUAUCCCAUCUUCUACUUCCUCGUCGUCAUUUUGGUCUUGUCAGCGCUCAUGCAAAUUCGCUAUUUGAAUCGAGCGUUGCAGAAUUACGACUCUACUCAGGUUAUCCCGACACAAUUCGUUCUCUUUACCUUGUCUGUUAUUCUUGGAUCAGCUGUCUUGUAUCGAGAUUUCGAGCACACGGGAACCACUCAGGCCGCCAAGUUCAUCACGGGCUGCUUCUUGACCUUUUUCGGGGUCUAUCUCAUCACCAGCAAACGAAAUGGCCUCAAUGAUGUUGACGGCGAGGACGCAGAUGAAGAUGAGACUAUUCAUCUGAUUGAUGAGGAAGCAGAGGAUAUUGAUGAACGGACUCCACUCAAACAUGAGCAAGAUCUAGUCGUCUCUCUUCCUAAUGGAAUUGAGCACAAUGGCGAGGCAAAUGGUUUGCGUACCCCUCCAAGGCCGUCCACAGCAUCGUCUUCGGUUCCAUCCAUCGCAAUUACCCCUGUGGCAGAGCCAUGGGAAGACUCUGACAGACCACCAGCUUGGAUGGGCCCUGUCGACGCCUUUGAUGGAAGCGCGUUACCACGUACACCACAGAUCAGCAGGAUUCAAGCAGAUUCAGGAGCAACGCCUUUUUUCACGCCAAGCACUUCCAAGGCCCUCAAGCGAGCAACAUCUUCGCCUGCUAAACCCAGCACUCCCGUUGGACAGACAACACCAGGGCCUCCUGGGCCUGAUCCACUUGACUUUGUAACACCUGAGCCAGGUUUCCUCACCCGAUCCGCGCGUGGCAGUAUCUCGCGUCUACUUCCUGGGCCUUUGCUCCCGCCCCUCUCAUCCUCUCUCAGUGCACUGGUCGCAAAUUCGAUACUUAAUGGCGAGGGAGCCCCACGGUCCGUGCGCGCGAGAAUUCGGCGUACUCGCUCUGCUCGUCAUCACACCGAAGACGAACGGCGACGCUUUAUGCCAGUCGGCGAUGACAACGUACUGAACGCACGGUCUGCAGAAGACCUGAGCAGACAGAACACCCGUGACACCAUGCCUCUCCCUGGAGUCAGAGAUAUCAUUGAAGAGGAGGAAGAUCAAGGAACAAGAACCAGGAUGAGAGCGUUGAGUGAGACAUUAUCGGGCAUGAUUGGGAGAAGUAAGGGAAAGAAAAGAGAUGACUAUUUCUACACCCCGACGAGGAAUGGGAGUCAGGGCUGA
This is a messenger RNA of Exophiala bonariae, 2076 nucleotides long. RefSeq lists its product as uncharacterized. The record is from RefSeq and is a predicted model, not a curated record. Gene Ontology annotation, biological process: magnesium ion transport. Bases 1 to 2076 code for a protein of 691 amino acids. The transcript has a single exon. Gene Ontology annotation, cellular component: membrane. Gene Ontology annotation, molecular function: magnesium ion transmembrane transporter activity. NCBI's taxonomy places the organism in Eukaryota, Fungi, Ascomycota, Eurotiomycetes, Chaetothyriales, Herpotrichiellaceae.